AAAGCACCAGCAUAUCAGAAACUCUUAAAUGUAACAAGUUUAAAUCCGUGUUUCACUUCAACUUUGGAUCAAAACAAGAGCCAACACAACUCAAGAACCUUCACAUCUUUGCCAUCAUCAUAUAAAACAGGAACUUGCAUAAGGAAAAGAAAAGAAAAUUAAAUUGUCUGUCCCACUUUAAAAUCAGGCAAUGACAUAAAAGCAGUAACCCUAACAUUUAUAUGGUUCUUGUUAUGUGCCAGACACUGUUCUGAGAGCUUUACACACACUAGCUCACUUGUUCCUCACAGCAACCCUACCAGGAGGUAUCAUCAUUAACUCUGUUUCACAUCUGGGAAACCUGAGGCACAGAGGUUAAGGGACUCGCCCAAAUUAUACAAGCCAGUAAGCAGUGUGACUGGACUCACAGCCAGGCUGGUGGGCUCUGCUGCCUGGUCGUAACACUACCCUGUAACUGCUCCUGAAGUUGCUAGACGCCAAAAAUGUGAGUAGCUGUGAUUCUCAGGGGUGGUGGUGAUGGCCAGUGAUUUGAGAGGGUUUUUGGUGGUAGGAGAGAGGCAAUGUAUCUGAACUGUAAGAUAAACUGGCACAGCACAAUCUUAGAGUGAAAACCUACUAACGCUAGAUUGUCUCUCUCUCUAGAAAGCGGUAGCACUCCCUCAGUCUGGACUCGCUGUACAAACUCAAGGCUGGGCUGUGAAAGGAGCCCACGUUCCUGCCUACUAGCCGCGUUUCUGGAUUUUUCGACAUCCCAUCUAAUCUGGGGACCUUAUGAACAUCUGUAAAAAACAGUUCCCAUAUACUGUUCAGGACCCAACAUUUCCCCACUUUUGCCAGACAGUGCUGAAAGGAAUCACUCUUGAAAGCAAAUUAGAGAAAGAUCUAGUAUGCAAUAUAGGCAUUUUCCAACAUAAGAACAUGAUUCAAACUCAUAAAUGAUUUUUAUAAAAUAACAGAUCCUGCCACCCUCUCCACAUUCCCCACCCAAUUUUAAGAGUCUCAUCUAAAGGCAGAGAGGUGCUAUGGGGAUCUGACUGGUCAGAACUCAGUGAUCUAUUAUUCAACAGUAUUUACUAAGCACCUAUAAUAUACUAGGCACAGUUUAGCCUCUAAAGAAAGGUACAAUGGUGAGCAAAAUGGAUACAGUCCUUACACUCAUGGAGCUUACAGGGCUUCAAAAAUAACCACAUGAGUAAAUGUAAAAUUACAACUGUGAAAAGAGCUGCAGAGAAAAAGAAAUACAGGAAAGCCUAUAAUAAGGGACUUGAGUGAUUGGAAGGCUUCCCUAGGGAAGUGAUGACUCAACUGAGAGCUGAAGAACAAGCGGGAAUUAACCAGAUCUCCCGAUGACCGGGUGCAGCCCUGUGAUCGCCAUGCAGCACCUUGUGGGUGUGUCCCCCGUAUUGAUGCGGAGAGGCCUCCUUGGAAGGGACCUCCCUAUGACCAGGACUCUCUGCAGCCCAGGCCCCAGCCAGCCCAGAGAGAAAAGACCUGAGGAGGUGGCCCUCGGGCUGUACCACCGCCUCACAGCGCUGGGAGGAGUCCUGGGGCACAGCAUUCAGCAACGAGCGUCCUCCACAGCCAAGACUUGGUGGGAUAGAUAUGAAGAGUUUGUUGGACUCAAUGAAGUUCGAGAGGCCCAGGGAAACGUGACUGAGGCAGAAAAAGUGUUCAUGGUGGCUCGAGGGCUUGUCCGAGAGGCUCGGGAGGACUUGGAAGGUCAGCAGGCCAAGCUGAAGGAGGUGCGGGACCGUUUGGAUCGAAUCUCCAGAGAUGAUAACCAGUACCUGGAACUGGCUACUCUGGAGCACAGGAUGCUGCAGGAGGAGAAGAAGCUUCGCGUGACCUAUCUGCGUGCCGAAGACUCUGAGCGAGAGAAGUUCUCCCUCUUCUCUGCGGCUGUGCGGGAAAGUCAUGAGAAGGAGCGUGCUCGGGCCGAGAGGACCAAGAAUUGGUCCCUUAUCGGGUCAGUCCUGGGGGCCCUGAUUGGCGUGGCUGGCUCCACCUACGUCAACCGUGUGCGGCUGCAGGAGCUGAAGUCCUUGCUUCUGGAGGCUCAGAAAGGGCCUGUGAGCCUCCAGGAGGCCAUCCGAGAACAGGCAUCCAGCUACUCCCUCCAGCAGAAGGACCUCCACGACCUUAUGGUGGACCUGAGGGGCCUGGUGCGAGCUGGGCCUGGGCAGAGUUCUUUGUCCCAGGCAGGUACUUCCCCCACUCAAGACAGAGACGUAGAUGUCCUUUCAGCUGCCUUGAAAGAGCAGCUUAGCCAUUCCAAGCAGGUCCAUUCAUGUCUAGAGGGUUUACGAGAGCGGCUUGAUGGCCUGGAAAAGACUUUGAGCCAAAUGGCUGGGGUGGUUCAGCUUGCAAACGCUGCAGCACACCCAGGCCUGGAGGAGCCAGGAGACGGGGCUCUGCCCGGCUCCUUGCUGGAACGGGGGAGCAUGAUCUUGGCACUGUCGGACACGGAGCAGAGGCUAGAAGCCCAGGUCAACAGAAACACCAUCUGUGGCACGCUGGUCACCUGUGUGACAUUUGUGGCCAUCCUGCCUAUGCUUUACAUGCUGUUCAGGGACAGCUAGCCCCUGGACCCUCCUCCAGAGGGUCUGAGGGAAUAGGUACAGAUGUGGAUUUAGUUAGAGAAUCCCAGCAAUGAAGUGAGCCUUUGCGGGUGCACUCAGCCUCAGCCUGAGUCUGAGCACUGUCUGUGUGGCUCACUAGCAGACAAACUUUGCUUUUUAGGCAACAAUCAUUUGCAUUAACUAUCACAAAUUUGUGCUAAUGUCUAAUGAAAAUGUCUUCGAGUUUGUAUUAUUUAAAGUAACUUAUCAGACUGAA
Vicugna pacos (alpaca) is the source of this 2835-nucleotide messenger RNA. RefSeq names its product coiled-coil domain containing 51 (gene CCDC51). The record is from RefSeq and is a predicted model, not a curated record. Lineage: Eukaryota; Metazoa; Chordata; Mammalia; Artiodactyla; Camelidae.